AAUAACACAAGGCAGACGUUGUCCGCUCACUCAAAUAAAAAUAUUUGCACUAUUAAUUCACAAAGGGCGAGGAGACCUCGCAACAACUUAUAUAAGAUAACCUGUUCAACAAGUAUUUAAACACGUGACCAUAUGUCCUGGAUUGAGAUGGGUCCCACCCACAUCAGUAUCAGCUACCUGCAGUUACAAGGCGCACACGGGGAUAAUGGCACUGUUAUACUUAAGGUUCAAUCGAUUCCUUGUCCUGAUUGUCGGGAUUCAUCUUGGAACUCUUGGCCUGUAUCUUACGUUCAGAUCCUCGUCACAGAACGUCCUUGCCCUGCUUAUAGAACGAUUGGUGGGCAUUGUAUUCAUGUUGGCCUCAGUGGUAGCAGCAGACAUAUACAGAUCCAAGCCCGUACACUCCCAUACAUGGAGUUCCAUGCUACAACAAUACGUCAGCUUCAAGAAGCUCCUCAUCCAACAUUACCAUCUCAAGAGAAAGAUUCUAGCUCCUAUGCAGGACGUGAAAACCGCCCAGGCUCACCUUCUCAGAGACAUCCUCAAUCAAAGAGCAGAGGUGGCAUAUGGUAAAGAUUUCAAAUUCAGUGACAUAAAAACGGUAGAGGAAUUUCUCGCCAGGCACCCACUAACCACGUACAUACACUAUGACUCGUACGUGUCUCGUGUGGUUGAUGGAGAGCGUGAUGUCAUGUUUCCGGGAGCUCCCCAAUACAUCGUCCUUUCUUCGGGAACAACCUCGGGAAAAAGUAAAAGACAUCCAAAGGAUAUGAAAUGUUUCGGUAAAAUGAGUUGGAUGUAUUUUGUCUAUCUCAGAACCACACUGUUCCGGUUUCGACACAUGUCAAAGCUGCAAUUAUGGCAUGAUAUCCGUGUUAAACCGUCCAUCACCAAGUCAGAUCUGGGUGUUCCUAUGGGUGCCGGAAGUGGGUCAGCAUAUUUUAUAUGUCCCUUCUCUGCGUCACCACCGGAAGUGUACACCAUGGAAAAGGAGAAGACGGUUUUGUAUCUUCACUCGUUAUUUGGGCUCAAAGAAAAAUACGUGACACUCUUCAGUUCACUGGGAACUCCGACUGCGCUCAUUUUCUUUAAAACCAUUCAGAAGUACUGGAAACAGUUGUGUGAAGAUAUCGAAUCCGGGACAAUAAACCAAACCGUUGACCUUGAACCUGGCAUGAGGCAAAAACUAGAGACGUCCUUGACCCCAGAUCCAGAAAGAGCCGAUGAACUUCGGAAGAUAUUUCGUAAAGGAACUUCUCACUUCGGUCCACUUGUGUGGCCGAACUUCGCAGCCCUCCACGCUCCGGGAACUGGAGCCUUUUCAUUUGCUACCGAGCUUCUGAAGAAGAACUUUCUGGGAGGAGUACCACUAUCAUCCGGCGUCCAUAUCUCGUCUGAGAGUCUGUACGGUCUUAACCUGCACGUGGAGGAUCAGACAAAGACGGAGUACACAAUCCUGCCGUGUCUGAACUUCUAUGAGUUCAUACCUAAAGACUGUAUAGACAAGGAGGAUCCUACGACUGUUCAGGCUCACGAGGUUGAGGUUGGUGGAGAGUAUGAGAUGGUGGUGACGACAUGGAUGGGACUGUACAGAUAUAGGACCGGGGACGUCGUGCGAGUCAGCAGCUUCACGGGGACGACUCCCAACUACACCUUCUCCCAGAGAUCGUCUGACUGUCUCAAUAAGUACCCUGAGAUAUUGUUCACGAAGGCCGUUCACGAUGCUGCUAGAACGUGGAGGUCGGGAACAUCGUUAUACAGCUACAUGGCAUGUAUGAACCAACACAUCGAUGACGUAACAGGUGACGUUUCUUGUGAACGGUGCUUCUAUAUAUUUCUGGAGCUUGAAGAUGACUCUACCUUAUCAGAUGAAGACAAAGAAAAGGUUGACGUUGCAUUACAAUCCCACUUUGAGUUCUACCAUGAAAUCCGCUCAACGAGUGUGUUUGUCGACCCUGUAGUGAUCCAGGUCAAGUCCGGGACGCUUGACGUCAUCAAGCAGGUCAACUGUGACCUCAACUCAAAGGCUGCAGUACAGCAGUACAAGUACCCGAAGUUUACGACGAAACUCGAAUUGAUACGAAUCCUGUUGGCAAACAAGUUGUGAUUGGUAAUUGUGGCAAUAUUUAUUUUCCCGAGAAUGGAGAAAUAACGGACUCUUGAAGUACUUGGUGGCCAAAGAAACUAUGGACUCUUUUAGUACUUGGCGUCCUGAGGAACCAUAGACUCUUAACACUCUUCCCUGAAUCUCUUUGAGAAACAUUUUGUGAAGGUUAAAUGGUGCUUACAUUCAGGUUGGGUUUCGGGGGAUUUUUGAGAGAAUUUUAUGACUGAUUCCUAUCACUGCUGUGGCACAAACUUAGUUGACAUGCUGAGGAACCAUGGACUCCUAAUGUAUUUGGUAUCCAAAAACACCCCAGACACUUUAAGUAGUUGACGUCCUGUGGACUCACAAGGUACUUGACAUACCGACCAACCAUGUAGUCUUAACGUACUUGGCGUGCUGAGGAACUAUUGACUCUUAAAGUACUUGGUGUCCUGAGGAACGAUUGAAAGUGUAAGUAGUUGGUGUCCUGAGGAACUAUGUGCUUUAAAUGUACUUAGCGUCCUGAUGAACCAUAGACUCUUAAUACCCUACGUUGAAUCUAUUUGAGAAACAUUUUAUUAAGGUUAAAUGGUCUAAGUAUCAAAAUGAAUAAACUUGUAUGCAGUAUUUAUGAGAAUGUAAGGGUGUGUGUACGUAACAAUAAUGAAAUUUCAAAAACUUUUAUCAGCCAGUUAGGAGUUAGACAAGGGUGCAUUUUA
Messenger RNA from Haliotis rubra (blacklip abalone), 2805 nucleotides. Its product is annotated as indole-3-acetic acid-amido synthetase GH3.3-like. NCBI's taxonomy places the organism in Eukaryota, Metazoa, Mollusca, Gastropoda, Lepetellida, Haliotidae. The coding region runs from base 206 to 2107 and encodes 633 amino acids. The record is from RefSeq and is a predicted model, not a curated record. Gene Ontology annotation, cellular component: cytoplasm. Gene Ontology annotation, molecular function: acid-amino acid ligase activity. The transcript is spliced from 8 exons.